This is a messenger RNA of Lodderomyces jiufengensis, 1437 nucleotides long. It is a transcript of the gene ANP1, whose product is annotated as Anp1p. Gene Ontology annotation, molecular function: alpha-1,6-mannosyltransferase activity. The record is from RefSeq and is a predicted model, not a curated record. NCBI's taxonomy places the organism in Eukaryota, Fungi, Ascomycota, Pichiomycetes, Serinales, Debaryomycetaceae. Gene Ontology annotation, biological process: protein N-linked glycosylation; cell wall mannoprotein biosynthetic process. Gene Ontology annotation, cellular component: mannan polymerase complex. The transcript has a single exon. The coding region runs from base 1 to 1437 and encodes 478 amino acids.
AUGUCUUCAAAAUCACCUACACCAAAAAUUCAAUCAAUACAGGUAACUCCAUACGAAUACCAGGAGGAUGAUGAUAAAUUCAAUAAAAAAUUCAAAUUUAAAUCAACUUCAUCAUCAUUAAAUUUCUCACUAUCUAAUACAUUAAGAAUACUAAAAGACAUAAUAUAUAAAUUUCGAAAUAUAAUAAUUUGUUUCAUCUUUCUACUUUUUUUUAUUUCAUUAUUUAUAAUAAAUGGGUUAUCAUCGAAUUUAUAUUCACCAAAUUUAUCAGGUUUAGAUAAUGUUACAUUUUUUGAUUUAUCAAACUCAAAAGGUUCGGCAAAUGGUUGGCAAUAUGAUGAAAGAGUAUUAUUUUGUGUGCCGUUAAGAGAUGCUGCAGCUCAUUUACCAAUGUUUUUUGGUCAUAUGAAAAAACUAACUUAUCCUCAUAGUUUAAUUGAUUUAGCGUUUUUGGUAAGUGACUCAAAAGAUGAUACAAUGGGAGAAUUGUUAAAACAAUUAAAUGAAAUUCAAUCAGAUUCAAAAUUAAAAUUUGGAGAAAUUGAAAUAUUUGAAAAAGAUUUUGGUCAAGUUAUUGGUCAAGGAUUUAGUGAUAGACAUGGAUUUGCAGCUCAAGGUCCAAGAAGAAAGCUAAUGGCAAGAGCAAGAAAUUGGUUAUGGAGUGUUGCUAUAAAACCUCAUCAUUCAUAUGUUUAUUGGAGAGAUGCUGAUGUUGAGACUGUUCCUCCAACAAUUUUGGAAGAUUUAAUGCAUCAUGAUAAAGAUGUUAUAGUACCGAAUGUUUGGAGACCUUUACCAGAUUGGUUAGGUAAUCAACAACCUUAUGAUUUAAACAGUUGGCAAGAAUCUGAUGGUGGUUUACAAUUGGCUGAUUCAUUAGAUGAAGAUGCAUGUAUUGUUGAGGGUUAUGUUGAAUAUCAAACUUGGAGACCACAUUUAGCUUAUUUAAGAGAUCCAUAUGGGGAUCCAGAAGUUGAAAUGGAUUUAGAUGGUAUUGGGGGUGUAUCAAUUUUAACAAAAGCAAAAGUUUUCCGUACUGGUUCUCAUUUCCCAGCUUUUUCAUUUGAAAAACAUGCAGAAACUGAAGCAUUUGGUAAGUUAAGUAAAAGAAUGGGUUAUUCAGUAGUGGGAUUACCUCAUUAUGUUAUAUGGCAUAUAUAUGAACCAAGUUCAGAUGAUUUGAAACAUAUGGAAUGGAUGGCAUUAGAAGAAGUUAGACAACAAGAAGAAGCUAAAAUUAAAAAAGUUUAUGAUAAAGUUUGGGAUAAAGCUUUUGAAGAUGUUCAAAAAGAUUGGCAAUCUGAAAAAUCAAGAUUUUUAAAAAAUACUGAUAUGUCAAAACAUAGAAAAAUUCAUGUUGAUUGGAGUGGAGUUGAUGAUUGGCAUAUUGAUGAAAAUAUAAAAGAUGAGAAAAAAUUAGCUGAUUUUAAUCCGUAA